This is a messenger RNA of Pediculus humanus corporis (human body louse), 2784 nucleotides long. RefSeq lists its product as uncharacterized. Gene Ontology annotation, biological process: regulation of DNA-templated transcription; chromatin remodeling. The record is from RefSeq and is a predicted model, not a curated record. The coding region runs from base 1 to 2784 and encodes 927 amino acids. Lineage: Eukaryota; Metazoa; Arthropoda; Insecta; Psocodea; Pediculidae. Gene Ontology annotation, cellular component: histone methyltransferase complex. The transcript has 2 exons. Gene Ontology annotation, molecular function: transcription coactivator activity; protein binding.
AUGACUAACAUUGAACCGGCGAACGAAGAUAACAAUAUAUUGUUACAAUGGAAGAGAAUCAACAAUCAAGCUGGUCCAAUGCCCAGGCCGAGGCACGGACACAGAGCUGUGGCCAUUAAAGAUUUGAUUGUUAUUUUCGGAGGAGGAAACGAAGGAAUAGUCAAUGAGUUAUCCGUUUACAACACAUUAAAAAAUCAGUGGUUCGUUCCGGCUUUAUCCGGUGACAUUCCUCCGGGAUGUGCCGCAUACGGAUUCGUGGUGGAUGGAACCAGGAUGUUAAUGUUCGGUGGAAUGGUAGAAUAUGGGAAAUACUGGAACGACUUGUACGAGCUUCACGCGAGCCGAUGGGAAUGGAGAAGAUUGAAUCCUGUUCCGCCGGAAGACGAUUUUCCACCGUGUCCGAGAUUGGGUCACAGUUUCACACUCAUCGACAACAAAGUUUAUCUGUUUGGAGGAUUGACGAGAGAAGAUUUGUAUCAGAAUUCAAAGGAAGAAAAUCCCACGCCCAUGUAUUUGAACGAUUUGUACACGUUGAAAUUGUGUCCGGACGGAAGCGUCAUGUGGGAUAAACCUAAAACGUACGGAGAGCCACCUUCGCCUAGAGAAAGUCAUUCGGCAGUGGGUUACACCGACAAAGAAGGAAAAUCCCGUCUUAUCAUAUACGGUGGAAUGUGCGGACGUAGACUGGGAGAUGUUUGGUCUUUGGACAUAGAAACGAUGACGUGGUCUCAACCUGUUUUAUUCGGAUCCGUUCCACUGCCAAGAUCGCUUCACACCGCGUCUCUAAUAGGUCAUAAAAUGUUUAUUUUCGGUGGUUGGGUUCCUCUCGUCGACGAGAACAGAGACGAAAAUCAAGAAUGGGAACACGAAAAAGAAUGGAAAUGCACCAAUUCUUUGGGAGUUUUAAAUUUGGAAACUUUAAGAUGGGAAGAUUAUCAGAUUGGAGAGAACAGGCCGAGGCCGAGAGCCGGUCAUUGCGCGACCGUCGUACGGAAUCGGUUAUACAUAUGGUCCGGAAGAGAUGGUUACCGUAAAGCAUGGAACAAUCAAGUUUGUUGCAAGGAUUUGUGGUUUUUGGAAGCCGAAAAACCUGCAGCCCCUGGUAGAGUUCAACUCGUUCGUGCUAUGACAAACUCUUUAGAAGUGAAUUGGACUCCCAGCCCGAACGCUGAUUCAUACAUAUUACAAAUUCAAAAGUACGACAUGCCUCCGGCUCCCGCUCCGGUCGCAACUCCAGUAUCGACUCCCGCUCCCGUAUCAUCCUCUGGACCUGUCCCAGCAAAACAAAUUCGUUUAUCCGGCAGUAGUCCUCCCUACAAACCGAUGCAAACUCAAAUAAAACUUCCUGCUACUGGUCUUCAAUCGCCACCCCGGACGCCAGUUUUACAAACAUCUCAAGCACAAGGAACAACCAAAGCCGGCACUUUAUCUGGUAUUCAAACAUUGGCCGCGGCCGCUGCGGCAACGCAAAAAAUAAACACUCCGGGACAGACUCCGAUUCGAGUGGUUCAAGCUGGCACCACGUUGACCGGUCAAGCAAUUAAAGUCGGAGGGAUUCAACAAGAAGGCAGUGUGAAAAUUGCUGGAGUUUCACAAGCCGGAGUCGUGAGACCUGCCGGAACCGUUCUUAAAACAAUAUCACAAUCAGGACAAAAGCAACAAAUCAUAUGGCAAAAAUCCGGCACUGGAGGUCAACCGAUUCUCGUUCAAAAGCAAGGAGGAACCGUUACCACCCAAAGCGGACAGCAAAUCAUUGUUCAAAAAGGAGGAACCAUACCGGCGGGAGCUCAACAAGUUCUGGUUCAAAAACCGGGAUCAGGCGGUGGGCAACAAGUAAUUUUACAAAAAGGAAGCACGGUUCAAACGGCGGGAGGAAAGCAAUUCAUUUUACAAAAACAAGGGGGACAAACGGUCGGAGGACAACCGCAAAUUAUUCUACAGAAGCCGAGCGGAACCGGUCAGACUCAAUAUGUAACAUUAGUUAAAACUAGCCAAGGCACAACAGUAGCUCAAAUGCCAAAAACAGUUAGCAUACAUGGAAAAACAGGAGGGACGACGCCGGUUUCCGGAACUGCUCAAGGGCUACCCAAAUUCGUCAAAUUGGUUCAACCCGGUCAAGGAGGAGGAACGCAAAUUAUAAAAACAUUACCAUCGAACGUAGUCAUGCAGGGCGCCGGAGGAAAGCAAACCGUGUUCAUAGCGAAACCGGGAGGUGGUCAGCAACAAAUAAUCGUGUCAUCCGCCGGUUCGGGCAUCAGAACAGUACAAGGUAUAACGACAUCAGCGGGAACUCAACAAAUAAUAGGAACAUCCUCGUCGGGAGUGAACAUCAUAUCUCCCGGUCAGACGGUGACGACGGCAGACGGAAAGAAAAUGUACAUUGUUUCCAAGACCCAAUCGGGAACGGGAAGGCCCAUACAAAUCGGAGUGCCCGGUCAGCAGGGGAAAACGGUCACGCUGGCACAAAAGCGAACCGUCGGCGGACAAAUAAUCGGUCAACAUCCUUCGAUAACAAUCGGAGGAAAACAGGUGAACGUGGCAGGAGGGCAGAAAAUGAUCGUUCAAACGCUCGGACAAAAGCAAGGGAGUUCGGGCAUAGUGCAAGUCGGAGAAGGCGGAGUUCAGCGCAUAAUGGUCAUGCCUAGGACGACGGCGACAACCGCCGAAGGAGUUGCAACAACGGAUUCAGCGUUGGCGGCUCUCGCGGCCGAAGCGGGACUCACGGAAGACGAUCAAGGAGAAUUAAUCGCGGGAGAUUUAGACGGUGCGGAUGCGGAAAUGUAA